Molecule: messenger RNA, 2997 nt
Organism: Akanthomyces muscarius
Lineage: Eukaryota; Fungi; Ascomycota; Sordariomycetes; Hypocreales; Cordycipitaceae
Exons: 4
Coding region: 1-2997 (998 amino acids)
Biological process (GO): intracellular calcium ion homeostasis; calcium ion transmembrane transport
Cellular component (GO): membrane
Molecular function (GO): ATP binding; P-type calcium transporter activity; ATP hydrolysis activity
Source: RefSeq, a predicted model, not a curated record
AUGGAGAGCGCCUUCGCUACAGCCACCAAAAAGGUGCUCGCCAACUUCAACGUCAAUGACCACGAUGGUCUGACUGACAAGCAAGUUGCCGAGCUCCGCUCCAAGCAUGGCCGCAACUCGAUCCCCGAGGACCCGCCCACCCCUCUGUGGGAGCUCAUUCUUGAGCAGUUCAAGGACCAGUUGGUCCUGAUCCUGCUCGGUUCUGCCGCCGUCUCCUUUGUCCUCGCUCUCUUCGAAGACGAGGGCGGCUGGAGCGCCUUUGUUGACCCCGCUGUCAUCCUCACCAUUCUCAUUCUCAACGCUGUCGUCGGUGUCUCGCAAGAGAGCAGCGCCGAAAAAGCCAUCGCCGCCCUGCAGGAAUACUCUGCCAACGAAGCAAACGUCAUCCGAAACGGUGGCCACGUCUCGCGCGUCAAGGCCGAUGACCUGGUCCCCGGUGAUAUCAUCUCCGUCUCUGUUGGCGACCGCAUCCCGGCCGAUUGCCGUGUGAUUGCUAUUGAAAGCAACAGCUUUUCUGUCGAUCAGGCCAUUCUCACCGGUGAGAGUGAGAGUGUUGGCAAGGAUGCCAGUGCCGUCAUCAAGGACGACAAGGCUGUCCUCCAGGAUCAGGUCAACAUGCUCUUCUCCGGUACUACCAUUGUCGUCGGACGCGCUCGCGCUGUUGUCGUCUUGACCGGUUCCAACACUGCCAUUGGCGACAUCCACGAGUCCAUUUCUGCUCAGAUUUCGGAACCAACGCCCCUAAAGCAGAAGCUCAACGAUUUUGGCGACAGCCUCGCCAAGGUCAUUACCGUGAUCUGCAUCCUUGUCUGGCUCAUCAACAUUCCCAACUUCAACGAUCCCAGCCACGGAAGUUGGACCAAGGGCGCCAUUUACUACCUCAAGAUCGCCGUUUCCCUCGGUGUCGCUGCCAUUCCUGAAGGUCUCGCCGUUGUCAUUACCACCUGUCUCGCUCUUGGUACCCGCAAGAUGGCCGCCAAGAAUGCCGUUGUUCGCAGCCUGCCCUCUGUUGAGACUCUUGGUAGCUGCAGCGUCAUUUGCUCCGACAAGACUGGAACCCUCACUACCAACCAGAUGAGUGUCAACAAGAUUGUUCAUCUCAACGACGCCGGCAAGGACUUGAUCGAGCUUGAUGUCGACGGUACCACCUUUUCUCCCAAGGGUGACAUUCGAAGCAACGGCAAGGUCGCCCAUGACCUGACUGAAAAGUCGAGCACCAUUCAGCAGAUGGCCGAGGUUGGCGCCCUCUGCAACAAUGCUCAUCUGGCUUACGAUGACAAGACUGGACAAUACUCAUGUGUUGGCGAGCCGACCGAAGGUGCUCUCCGUGUUCUUGUUGAGAAACUCGGCCCUGUGGCCCCCGCCGGCGUUGAUGUCUACGAGUCCCUACACUACGCCAGCACCAACUUUGAAGAGACUCUCCCUGUUCUCUCCAACUUUGAAUUCUCUCGCGAUCGCAAGAGCAUGUCUGUUAUUGUCGCCGACGGCAAGAAGAAGAAGCUUCUGGUCAAGGGUGCUCCCGAGUCCAUCAUUGAUCGCUGUACCCAGGCUAUCGUUGGUGCUGAUGGCAAGCGCGUACCCCUCACUAGCAAGAUCUCCGAUGUCUUGCUGAAGGAAGUUGUCGACUACGGUAACCGCGGCAUGCGUGUUAUUGCCCUUGCCAGUAUCGACGACGUCUCCAAGAACCGCCUCGCCUCUACCGCCAAGACUACCGAACAGUACGCUGAGCUCGAGCAAGACAUGACCUUCCUCGGCCUCGUUGGCAUGCUUGAUCCUCCUCGUCCUGAAGUCCCUCAGUCUGUCAAGCAGUGCAAGGCUGCUGGCAUCCGCAUCAUUGUUAUCACCGGUGACAACCGCAACACUGCCGAGAGCAUUUGCCGACAGAUUGGUGUCUUUGGUGAAAACGAAGACCUUACUGGAAAGAGCUACACUGGCCGUGAAUUCGACAAUCUGAGCCCUGGCGAGCAGCUCGAGGCCGCCAAGCGUGCCUCCCUGUUCUCUCGUGUCGAGCCUGGCCACAAGUCUCGCCUGGUCGAUCUGCUUCAGUCUCUGGGUGAGGUCGUUGCAAUGACUGGUGACGGUGUCAAUGAUGCCCCUGCUCUGAAGAAGGCCGAUAUUGGUGUUGCCAUGGGCUCUGGCACCGAUGUCUCCAAGCUAGCUGCUGACAUGGUUCUCGCCGACAGCAACUUUGCCACGAUCGAGGUCGCCAUUGAGGAGGGCCGCUCCAUCUACAACAACACCCAGCAGUUCAUCCGCUACCUCAUUUCCUCCAACAUUGGUGAAGUCGUCUCCAUUUUCCUCACGGCCGCUCUUGGCAUGCCCGAGGCUCUGAUCCCUGUUCAGCUUCUCUGGGUCAAUCUGGUCACUGAUGGUCUUCCCGCCACUGCCCUCUCGUUCAAUCCUCCUGACAACGACAUCAUGAAGCGCCAGCCCCGCAAGAGAGACGAGAAGCUGAUUGGCGGCUGGCUAUUCUUCCGCUACCUGAUUAUCGGUACCUACGUUGGCCUUGCCACGGUUGCUGGCUACGCCUGGUGGUUCAUGUACUACCCCGCUGGGCCCCAGAUUAGCUUCUCGCAGCUUUCUCGCUUCCACCACUGCUCAACUGAUUUCCCCGAGAUUGGCUGCCAGAUGUUUUCCAACGACAUGGCCAAGGCGGGAUCUACAGUCUCUCUGUCUAUCCUUGUCACAAUUGAAAUGUUCAACGCCAUGAACGCCCUUUCCUCAAGCGAGUCCCUGUUGACCCUGCCCCUGUGGAAGAACAUGAUGCUCGUCUAUGCCAUUGCUCUGUCGAUGGCUCUGCACUUUGCUCUGCUCUAUACUCCUGUCCUGCAGAGUCUGUUUGCCAUCGUGCCCCUCAACUGGGAAGAGUGGAAGGCUGUGGUUAUCAUCAGCGCUCCCGUCAUUCUUCUCGACGAAAUCCUCAAAUUUUUUGAGCGCCAGUUUUACAUGCAAAAGAUUACGCCCGUGGCCAAGAAAGAGGCCAAGAAGAACCUGUAG